Molecule: messenger RNA, 1896 nt
Organism: Bombus impatiens (common eastern bumble bee)
Lineage: Eukaryota; Metazoa; Arthropoda; Insecta; Hymenoptera; Apidae
Product: protein unc-93 homolog A
Exons: 8
Coding region: 21-1727 (568 amino acids)
Biological process (GO): regulation of muscle contraction; regulation of potassium ion transport
Cellular component (GO): plasma membrane; striated muscle dense body
Molecular function (GO): potassium channel regulator activity
Source: RefSeq, a predicted model, not a curated record
ACGGACGAGAUAUCGCGAUCAUGGGCUCGCUGCCAAAUCUUCACGAGUUGUCCAAGGACAAACUCGAAAGUCCUGCUUAUAGACCGGCUCCGAUCGGUGGUUUGGGACCCAUACGACUGCCAGCUCAGCCUCCGCCUUUAGCACACACACAUAGACGCGCUAGAAGCAGUGGACACCAUCAUGCCUUGUGGGACAACGAUGCUAUGCUAGAGCAUAUGGCAGCAUAUUCUCCCAUCUCCUGUCGGUCAACGAGGACAUCGGCAUUAUCGUGGCGUCGACGAGACUCGAUGAAUUCAUCGGCAGGGGCNNNNUCCGUUCGUCGAUUGAUCGCCGCCGUAAGGGCAGCUCCUUCCGGUCCUAGACCACCGAAGAAAGCCAUUUUGAGGCACUGUGCUGCUCUUCUGUUAGGACACGCGAGCUGUUCAGCCGCUACGCUGCCGAUAUUCCCAUUACAAGCCGGCCUCGGCACCUUUAAUCCUCAACUAGGACCGAUGUUGCUCGCUCUACUUUACGCAAUCGCGACGAUUACCAGUUGCUUCGCGCCAAUCCUCGUACAGAGAUUCGGGACGAACCUCGCCAUAAGCUCUAGUCACGUGGCUACCACUAUUUUCGUGGGAUUGCAUUUAUAUCCAAAGUGGUACAUAUUAUUACCUAGUUACGCGAUGCUCGGUGCUUGUAUGAGUCCAAAUUUCAUAGCAAGAGUUUCACAUGUAAAUGCUUCAGCGACGAGUUUAGCUCUGGUGUGCGUCGAUCCCGAGGAUCCUGACGAAACAAGACGCGAGUGCCUUCUAAGAAGACUUAAUCGAGGAAUCAAAUUAGCAGAAGACAUAGGUCUCGCACUGGGUUGUUUAAUCGCUGCCAUACUUGUAAAAUUAACAGACUUGGUACCUCUUAAUACAGUAAGCAGUGAGAUAAAUGACAAGUGUGGAGCAGAGUACUGUCCAGAAGAAAUUUAUCUAUAUAAUAGCACAAUUAAUUUACCUACAUUAUCAUCUGGUACAUCACAAAUAUUGGUCAGCAUAUGGCUGGGUCUUGCUGUAUUAGGAUUAGGUAUAUCGUGCGCUUUUCUCGACUCUCGAAUGAAGGAACCACAGAGUGUAAAUGAAAAGCACAGCAUUCAAAAUAUUCUGCAAUCUGUGAAAGCUGCGUUCCUAGAUCCUAAAUUACAGUUAGCUGCACCAUUGACGCUUUUCAUCGGACUUGAACAGGGUUUCAUCUAUGCCGAUUUUAUAGAAGCAUACGUAGUCUGCGCCCUGGGAGGAGCUAGCACAGUAACGAUCAGUUUUUUAGCACUAGCUUCCUUGCAAGCUCUUGCUGAUGUCACCCUAUCGAUGUUACUACGACAUAUUAAAAGAUAUUUCGUCGUAGUUGUAGGAUUUGUAUUCCAUGCAUGCUUACUGCUGGUCUUGAUCACCUGGAGACCAUCUGGCGAUGACCCUGCACUUUUUCACGUUAUAUCUGCUGCCUGGGGAGUCUGCAACUCUAUUUGGGAAACUCUAAUAUACACUCUGGUAAUGGGCUUAUAUCCAAACUCUUGGCAAGGACCUCUAUCGACGUCCCUCUUCUGGAAAUGGCUUGGUCUUGCACUUACUCUUGGUUUACACGGACUGGUCUGCACACGACUUAGAGUACUUGGUCUUUCCGUUGUGCUAAUUCUCUCAGUGCUUCCUUACGCAUGGUUAGAGAUUAGACUGGCCAAAAGAGGGAAAAGUUUGGCACCAUUGUGACUGGGAGAUCCAACUACCAAUGAUCAUGGAUCAAAUAUCAAAACAGAGGCACGUUAUAGAGAUUGAGAUAAGUUCGUUCCAUUCGGCUUAAGAAGGACUAGAAGACACAACAGAAACAGAAAUCCUUUCAUAGAACAAGCUGCAACUAUGACAAAAUUGCGCACGCGAC